AUGUAUAAGCCGGCUCCAUCUAUUCGGCUUAGGCUAAAAACGGUUACAUCAUCGACUUUUAUUGAGAAGAAGAUGAACAAUUGGAAGAGGGAAAGAUUGUCUGUUAUGAUGUUGAUACGCUAUCGUCUCUCUCUUCUUCUACAUCUGGUACGACCAUACCACAACAUCCAAUCGAACAUUAUUGGACCCCCUCUACUAAGUCCAAGCAAGUCACUUGGGGUAGUUCCAUGCACCCUAUCUACACUUUCUCCUCUCUUGAAGACUUUUGGAGGCAUAACUAAACCUUCAAAGAAACCGUUGAGCAAGAAAUCGGAGGAUAGGUUUAACACAUUUCAAAAACCAUCUAAAAAGCAUUUUAAACCGCUUCAAGAAUCAAAUGGCGCCAUGUUGGAAGAUGUUCAACCAAUUCAUCUUCAAAACGAUGAUUUUGUGUUUAGGUUACAGGAGAUCACUCAACAUACUCAGGAUUUUUCUUGGUCACUGACUUCUUUGGAGAGGAAUUCAUUGAUUGUGGAACUAUGUAGGGCGCUACAAGAAAAACGGUUACUUAGCGGUUUCAUGUAAUGGGGGACUCAAUCAAAUGUAUUAUGCUGUGAGUAUAUUCUCUGCAUAGCUUUGAACUCCCACAAUAUCAAAUACUCGAAUCAUUAUGUUGACAAUUUCUUCACGAAAGUGUUAACUAAUUAUGAAAAAAAAAUAGAAAUUAGGGAUUGUUGAUGUUGGUUAACACAACAAAAAGAGCGUGUAAUCUAUAUACUUUUGUACUUCAAUUUUUAUGACAAAUUCAUAAAUGAUAUUUUUU
Lactuca saligna is the source of this 802-nucleotide messenger RNA. Lineage: Eukaryota; Viridiplantae; Streptophyta; Magnoliopsida; Asterales; Asteraceae. The record is from the annotation of a GenBank genome assembly.